Phasianus colchicus (ring-necked pheasant) is the source of this 627-nucleotide messenger RNA. NCBI's taxonomy places the organism in Eukaryota, Metazoa, Chordata, Aves, Galliformes, Phasianidae. The record is from RefSeq and is a predicted model, not a curated record.
CGCCCACAUUCGGCAAAACCACGCCCACAUUCGACAGGCCACGCCCCCUCCCCCCGCCAUGCCGGCUCCGGCCGUGCGGGCGGUUUCGUUGGGUUUGCGGCCUUACGAAGAAGCGUUGCGGGUUCAGCAGCGCUGCGUGGCGGCUGCGCGGGCUGCUCGGGGCCCUCCUCCACGUCCGCCAUUCGAAUGCGUGGUGCUGAGCGAACCCGCAAGGCCCGUAUACGCGUGGGGGCUGCGAGGUGCCCCGACCGACAAAGAGGCGGAGCGGCUGCGGGCGGCCGGCGCGGGGUUGGCGGCGGUGCGGAGGGGCGGCAGCGUGACGUUCCACGGACCUGGGCAGCUGUUGGCUUUCCCCGUGUUGGAUCUGAAGGCGCGGGGAAUUCAGCUGCGGGGCUUCGUGGAGAGGUUGCAGGACGUGGCGGUGCGGCUGUGCCGGAGGGUCGGGGCGAUGAGCGCAGCCGGGCGACCACCGCCUUACACAGGAGUGUGGGUGGGGGAAAGCAAAGUGUGCGCCGUCGGUGAGCGAUUUGGGAGGGGGAGUGGAGGGGAUUUGGGGAGGUGGGGGGGUUGCAAAGGGUGUGUGUGCAAUGUGGGGGGGGCGCUGAGGGUGCAUGCACUGUAGGGAUG